Molecule: messenger RNA, 2990 nt
Organism: Thamnophis elegans (Western terrestrial garter snake)
Lineage: Eukaryota; Metazoa; Chordata; Lepidosauria; Squamata; Natricidae
Gene: PBXIP1
Product: PBX homeobox interacting protein 1
Exons: 11
Coding region: 281-2152 (623 amino acids)
Source: RefSeq, a predicted model, not a curated record
CCCCUAAUUCUCUCGACUUUCUCCCAACUUUAAGAAAACUUUCACCAGGCUUGCUCAGCCCCGCGCCUCUCAUUGGCCGGCUGGCGCCGCGUCCCUCUCCCCAUUGGCUGCCGAGCUUUCCCCCCGCCCUUUUUCCCACCACCCACCCACCCCGUGGACGUUUUGCCAUGCAAAAGUUUCCAGCCGCGUCCGGAUUUCCCUCGGCUCUGCGCAAACGGGGCAACCCCACCCCCCUUGGAUUUUAAGGUGGAUAUUUGAGCAUUUCAGGGCAUGAAAAGGGAUGGCUGACCGUUCAAAUUCUCAGGAGCUGGAGAACAACAGCUGGGUGAUCACAGGAGCAGAGACUGCUGCUGUGGAAGAUCUUGGCUUCGAAGCAUCCGAAGAAACCCAGUUAGAAGCAUCUCCGCCCGAGAGCGAGCUCUUCGUGGACAGUCCAGAUCUGGAAGAAGGCAAAGCAAAGAGUCAGGAGCCAGAAGAUCACCUGAUUUCCAGAGAUCCUUCCAGCCAGGAAUCUACUCUCUUAUUGUUGAAUGAAGAGAAGACGGACAGCCCACAUCCAGAGGACGAAGGAUUCCCCCUCUCACAAUCACCCCCCACAGGUCUCCCCAGAGAUGAACAGAAGGCUUCUUCCAGCCUCAAGGAAGAGGUGGCGUCCCCCGAAGCCGACGUCGAGGGUCUGCGCCAACGGAAAGGCCGCGUGGACGACGUCCAGCAGGUGGGGCCGGAGCUGACCCGCGACCAAGCUAAGGAAGCUCCUGAGGACGAGGACGAUGGGCUUUCCAGGGUGAAGUGGCUGCUGGCCGUUAUAGCCAUUGUUGGUUUUGGAGUCUUGGCCAUGUUGGGGGUCUUCCUUGACACCGAGGAAGGGGGCCUGGACCUGCUGAAUCUGGGACUCAGCUCAGAGGGAGGAGAGCCGACUCCCGCCAACGGCGGGCAGGACUGGUCACCCUCCCUGGAAUCUGCGAAGGACCCUCAAUUCCGUGCAGGCAAGGAAGAUUUUUCCACUGAUCCGAAGAGCUUGGAUGCCAUGGGAGCCUUGCUGGAUAAGCUAGCCAAGGAAAAUCAGGAUAUUCGACUCAUGCAGGCAGAACUCCAGGCCCAGAAGGAAGAACUAGAAAUUCUGCUGCAGAAAUCUCAAGACAAGACAUUAGCUGUCGAUUCCCUGCAGCAGAAUUUGGCUACGGAAAACCAACGUUUGGCCGAAGCCUUGAAGAGGGAGACGGCUGCCCUCUCGGCUGCCCGGGGCGAACUCCAGCUUCUUCGGGAAAAGGUCCGUAAGCUGGACACGCCGGCCGAUGCCAAAUCCCGCCAGCAUGCCGGAGAAGAACCGGUCUCUCGUUGCCCUGAUUUUCAGGAGAAGGAACUCCACCGUCUGCGUUCCUUGCUGGGUUCGGUCCGUCAGGAUUUGGGAAAGCUGAUACAAAAAAACCCCCUGGAGGAAUUGAAAAACCUGGAGCAGAGGCUGGGCAAGGAGGUAGACCUCAGUGAGGUUGAGAAAGAACCCCGGACGCCGUGGAAAGAGAGUGCCAAAGCGAAGCAGGGCAGAGCCAAACCGUGGCAGAAGAAACACCAAGGGGAGGAGAAGUUUCGGCAGCAGGACGGGGGGGAGGACCCCAAAGCAGCCAAUGGGAAAGGGCCGCAUGCCCCCAAGAAGCACCAAGCAAAGACCCCCAAAGGAGGAGACUACCAGCGGGGGUCCCGCAAAGCCAGGAAACCGAUGGAGCCCCAGGAAUUGUGGGAGAUGCUCGCCAAGCAUCCGUUCCCUGCCCCGCAAGGUUGUUCUGGGGUCGCCGAAUGCGCCCGCCGAGAUGGUUUGGCCCCCGUCCAGAAAGGCCCCUUCCUCAAACUGGUGCAAAAUUAUCUCUCCGGACUGGGCUGGGGGAGAUACGCCAGCGAGUUGGUCCCGGUGCUGGGAGGGUUUUUCGGCGGCGACGGGCUCUUCGCCCACGAUCGGAUCGGCUUCGCCGACUUUUUGGAUAAAACCGAAGACGCCCUGGAAGAACUGGCGCGGCACUUGGGAGUGAGCGAAGACGGGGUGGACGAUUUCGAGGACACCAUGCUGAAGCAGCUGGGGGCAGCCCCCGGACGCAGAUCCACUCGGGGAGACGGCACCAAAGAGCGGGGCCAUCCUAAGAAUCGGGCAUACGGUUAGCCCGUCUUUCGACCGGCGUGGCGAAGGUCGCGUGGACAUUGGUGGAAAUCUCAAGGGAAGAGGCUUCUUCAAGUUUUUUUUUGGGGGGGGCAUUCUUAACCCCCCCCCUCUUCGAACUUUAUAUCCCCAUCUUAUACGUCCAGGAGUGACGUCCAGUGAGUUAUGAGCCGAUGUAUCUGAGCUCUCCUUUCUUCGGUCUGUAUUUUGGGUUUGAAAUGCCGCUGGGCCUCGACGUACGACCCCCAUUUCUGUCGUACAGCGAGACGUUGGCGGAGUGAGCUUUGCCACGCACCGCCCCCCCUCCAUUUUGCCUUCCUUCCUCACCACUGUCAUUUUAAAAAAUCGCUGCAGUUAUUAAGUUCCUAACAUGGGCGUUAAGCGAAUUCGGCUUCCCCCACCACCCCUGCUGAUGUUGCUUGUCAGAACGGUCACAAAAAGGGGGUCACACAGCAUCUGUCGUAAGUUGGCCAGCGCCUGAAAUUUUGAUCGCGUCACCUCCUAGAUGCCAGGAAGGCUGUAAGUGUGAAAAACUGUGUGUGAAAAACUCAAGCGUCCAUUGUCACAGUGUCGUAAGUCGAGGACUGCCAAAAAGAAAAAUAUUCCCCUCUGCCUUUCCAAACGAACAUUUCUCUGGCCUCCUCCCUUUUUCCUUUCUUCCCCCCCCAUCCCAAAAAACCCCCCACCCACAAAUUUAUCUUCAAAUUAAUUUAAUUUUUGAGUUUCCCUUUCUUGCUUCCAACGUUAAGCUGAUCAGGGCAGGUGGGAGGCUAAUCAGCACCCCACCAAAAUCGGAGGUGUGGGGUGGGUGACCUGCGGAGAAAUGAUUCAGCUUGCUUUA